AAUUGAAUGAGUGGGGCACACGUCAUCAGCCACUUAAUUCACUAUAAGUAACCCAAACCACACUCUCUACACAAUAGUAUAUCUCAGUUUCACAAGCAAACAUGGCUGGAUCAGAGUCGGUUGCAAAUGGGGUGAGUAAUGGUGAUUUGCUUGCUGCAUCUGCUGAUAAUUUUGGAGGUGUCACUGUUCAUUUAGAAGAGCAAUUGGAUCCUCAAGUUUUUCAUGCUAAGCUUAGAGCUUCGGUUUCAGCUUGGAGGCAACAGGGUAAACGGGGAGUUUGGUUGAAGCUACCUAUUGAACUUGUAAAUCUUUUAGAAAAUGCUGUUAAGGAAGGAUUCUAUUAUCACCAUGCUGAGUCCACUUACAUAAUGCUUGUUUACUGGAUACCUGACACUCCUAGCACAAUUCCUGCUAAUGCUUCGCACCGAGUCGGUGUUGGCGGCAUUGUCUUGAAUGAUAAAAGAGAGAUUCUUGUUGUCCAGGAAAGUACCGGCGAUUUUCGUGGAACAGGUGCAUGGAAAAUCCCCACUGGAGCUGUUGAUGAGGGUGAGGACAUCUUCACAGCAGCUAAAAGAGAAGUAAAAGAGGAGACUGGUAUUGACACAGAGUUUAAAGAAAUUCUAGCAUUCAGGCAAUCACACAAAGUAUUCUUUGGAAAAUCAGAUUUAUUUUUCAUUUGCAUGCUACGUCCAGUGUCUUUCGACAUUCAGAAGCAAGAAUCGGAGAUUGAGGCAGCUCAGUGGAUGCCAAUCGAGGAAUUUGCUGCUCAACCAUUUGCUCGAAAGCACGGACUUUUCAAGUACAUUGCUGAGUUAGGCUUGGCAAAGGCGGACAAAGAUUAUGCUGGAUUUUCUCCAAUACCUAUGUCAAUGGUAUUUAAAAACCAGAUUAGUCACCUGUACGCAAACGUUAAAGAUUUGCAGCACUCGUCAAGUUCUACGGAUCGCCUAUAAAGAACAGGUUAUUGUUGUAUUUUAUGUUGUAGCUGUCAUAAUUUUAUUUUUUGUUAAUGUUUGAACUGAUUAUUCUGCACAUUUUAAUAAGAGAAAACAUUGCUUGAAACCUAAAAAUGAAUAAGAAUAUGGGAUUACUAGCAUUA
Messenger RNA from Mercurialis annua (annual mercury), 1099 nucleotides. RefSeq names its product nudix hydrolase 2-like. Gene Ontology annotation, molecular function: ADP-ribose diphosphatase activity; NADH pyrophosphatase activity; NAD binding. The record is from RefSeq and is a predicted model, not a curated record. Lineage: Eukaryota; Viridiplantae; Streptophyta; Magnoliopsida; Malpighiales; Euphorbiaceae. The coding region runs from base 102 to 953 and encodes 283 amino acids. The transcript has 9 exons.